CUAUAUCUCUUUUAUGUUUUCAAUACGUGUUUUAUCUAAACAACUUCCUGGUUGCCGGAUUGUAUUGGUGUUCAGGCAAGUGACUGUGGGCUGUUGAUGUGAGAGGUAUACGGCAGGGGUUGGUUUUGAAUUGGACUGCUUGUGGUCUGUGUCUCUGCUACUCUCACUGAUGCCGAGUGUCACUGUAACACCACUACUGCCUGUGACAUGUUCCCCUUUACUCCCUGUAGCCAGGUCGGUGAUCCAGACAGAUGUCAGGAAGGAUGGUUCGGUUCCUACUGCCAGAAACAAAACAUUGCCUUAGGGAGACUUUGUAACCAGAGUAGUAUACUGCAAGAUCUUCCAACUCUGUAUCAAGCAGCCCUUGGUGUAGACGGCAGAGCCACCACAAAUGCCUCGAGCUGGCCACAGACAUGUGCCCAUACAAAGAAUGAGUCAAAUCCCUCCUGGACCGUGAACCUGAACACUUCAGUUCGAGGGAAGAUACAACACAUCAGACUUUAUAUACGCGACAGGCUUCAGGAGAGAAGCAACGGCAUGGAGAUACUUGUGGGCAGCCAGAUGUGCUACAACUGGUCAUCAACUGAACAUCCUCCUCCUAUAGCUAACUUCACCUGCCGCCAGCCACUGACAGGAACCACGGUCACUAUACGGAUACCUGGUCCAAUGAAAUUCCUUACUUUGUGUGAAGUGCAGAUAUUUGUUUGCAGUGAUGGGUGGUUUUCUGAGGAUUGUGACAAACAGUGCCGAUGCCGUAACAGUACUGAUGUAUGUGACAAGAUCACUGGUCAUUGUUCUAGUGGAUGUUUCCCAGGAUAUCAUGGCACCGACUGUCAAGCAGCAUGUCAAGAUGGUAAGUUUGGUGAUAACUGUGCCUCCAAGUGUGGAAACUGCCUCAGUGGUGUCAUCUGUAACAAGACCACGGGAGCAUGUCCUGGAGGAAGUGCAGCAGGAUGGGUCAGUGACGACUCGUGUAUGGAAGGUUAGUACACACACUCUCGACCACAGUAAGAUAAAGGUGACCACAAAACAUAUUGCUGGCUCCGUUUGAGGUUUAUGGUAUACAGUACAACCCAAGUUAGGAACCUUAUCAACCAUGUUGCA
Molecule: messenger RNA, 1104 nt
Organism: Haliotis rubra (blacklip abalone)
Lineage: Eukaryota; Metazoa; Mollusca; Gastropoda; Lepetellida; Haliotidae
Exons: 7
Coding region: 208-987 (259 amino acids)
Source: RefSeq, a predicted model, not a curated record